Ziziphus jujuba (common jujube) is the source of this 2330-nucleotide messenger RNA. RefSeq lists its product as uncharacterized. The transcript is spliced from 7 exons. Bases 175 to 1392 code for a protein of 405 amino acids. The record is from RefSeq and is a predicted model, not a curated record. Lineage: Eukaryota; Viridiplantae; Streptophyta; Magnoliopsida; Rosales; Rhamnaceae.
CUCAGAAAAUUUAGACCAUUCUCUCUCUCUCUCUCUUACCCAUCGUCUCCCAUUCCUCAGCCCAAAAACUUCACAAUCCCCCAAAAAAAAACUCAUAGAAAUUAUUAAUUUUCAAUCUUCAUCUGUGUUCCCAAAAUCGAAACCCUAUAAUUCUUCGUUUACAGAGCAGAAGCUAUGUCGGGUAGUGUUGGAAUCUACUGGGGACGGAAGGAGGUCUACGAUUUCAAAGGCAUCGUUGUUUUGUUUGCUUGGGUUUCGAUUCACGAGAAGCACUUGAAGAAUUACGUCGAUUUGUACGCUUCUCUCGGUUGGAAUUCACUCGUUUGCCAUUCCCAUUUUCUCAAUGCAUUCUGUCCUGAGAAGGCUAUGGCAUCAGCAUUUGUUGUUCUCAAUGAGCUUGUUGAGGAGCUAAGGGUUAGGCCAUGCCCUAUACUUUUUGUGGCUUUUUCUGGUGGUACAAAAGCUAGUAUGUACAAGGUUUUUCAGAUUAUUGAGGGAACAUGUGAAGGUCGUAUGUAUCCGGGUGAAUACCAAUUGGUCAGGAAUUGUAUAUCUGGAAACAUCUAUGAUUCUGGUCCAGUUGAUUUUACAAGUGAUUGGGGAAGCCGAUAUGCACUGCACCCCAUUAUUCAAAAAGUGCCUGGAUCCUCAAAACUUGUUUCUUGGGUAGCUAAAGGCAUUGCUUCUGGUCUAGAUGCUUUAUAUCUUACAACAUUUGAAUCCCAACGCACUGAGUAUUGGCAGGCUCUAUACUCAUCCGUGAAUUUGGGUGCACCUUUUCUCAUUUUCAGCUCUGAAGAAGAUGAUCUAGCUCCCUAUCAUGUUAUCUGCGAUUUCACUCAGCAUUUACGAGAACUUGGGGGAGAUGUCAAGGUUGUGAAAUUGAAUGGCUCCCCUCAUAUAGGUCAUUAUAAGCAUUAUCCAAUCCAAUAUAAAGCUGCUGUUACUUCUUUGCUUGAGAAGGCAGCCUUGGUCUUUGCACAAAGAAUGCAACAACUUGAAGAAAGAACUGGUAUGGAAGGUAAGCAUGACGAGAUAUCAGAGAUAAUCUGCAAUCUCCAGAAAGCAGCUGUUAACUCGAACCAGAGCCUCAGAAGAGUUGCACUUGGACCCAGUGACCACUUCUACUUGCCAAGUUCGGCAGAGUAUCAAAAUAGUAGGGACCCUGGGCCACAAGAUGAGUGUAAAGAAAGAUCAGUUCACCUGCCUAGCCCCCCAAGCAUCAAUGCACAUAGUGUACUUGGAGAGCUCCUAUUUGAUGCUUGUGUUCCUAGGAAUGUUGAGGGUUGGGACAUUAAAUUCUGUGGCUCUUUGAAUGGACAGCCUGUUGCUUCUGCUCGUAGGCAUUCACCACUCCAUGGCAUUAAGUGUUUCCGUCGCUCAAGAUUAUAGUAUCUGAUGGUUAAGUCUUUGGGGAAGCUAUUGUUUAUGGUUGCAUAAAUUGCUCAAGUUCCUAAGAGAUUGUCCGCAAGUAUAACGCCUGUACAAUGUUUAAAAUAAGUAACAUGGGCAUGGCGAUGUGGUGAAGGUAAGGCCCAAGGCAUCCCCUAUACUUCCGAUGGGAUAUUUAGUAUAUUUGCCAUUGCUUGUGCUUACUGUCAAUACUCUGGCAUGAAGUGUACAAAGAGAAUGAGGGGUACCGACUGUAUGUAUAUAGAAAGGCAUAUAUGUUCCUAGAAGAGUUUAACUGUCUCUAUGAUGACAAAACUAUGGUUGAUAAAUUGAUAAUGGAUGGCGAUCUACAUAGCGUAGAUGCUAUGAAAAAAUUGGCUGACCAAUCAAUGAUAGCAUGUCAACUGAGAUUGGCUCGGUUGAUAAGCCACUAUUUAUGAUUGGGAGGUCAUGGGUACACCAGAUGAAGGAAAAUUAUGUAAAUAAUUAAAAAAAAAACCAGUGAUAGCAACAUAUACGCAUCAUAUAAUCUGGUUCGAGAUUGCAGUCUGCCUAAGGAACAGUUCAAUUAUCUUGUGAGAUGAGAACUCCAACUACGCAUGCAUGAGGCUGGAGAUCUAUAUACCUUCUAAGUAAGUAGGGAAAAUGGGUAAGUCUUUCGGUAGUGAAUAUUGAAAUUAUCUGUAAUGGAUGGGUGCUUGGACUACUUGUGCAUGAGGCUGUAAAUAUGUAACUUGUAAAUUAGGUAGAGAAAUGGGUAAGUUUUUUAUUUUUCUUUCUCCCUAACUGUAUCUUCUUCUUCUUCUUCUUCUUCCUUUUCUUCUUUUCAUUUUUAUUUUUCUAGUUUGUAAUGUUGGUAUACGGAUAAACUAUUGUUUCUAAUCUGUAUUUUGAUAAUUUUGUUUCAAUGAAAUUUUGGAUGGAAAGUUUCCUCACAA